AUGCCAAUGCUUGCAAUCUUCAUGUUCAUCAUUGGACUUUGCGGCUCCACGGCUUUGUCCAACGUUGCUGGUACCAUUGGAGACCUGUUCGGAAACUCGGAUGUGGCCUCUCAACCAAUGGCACUCUUUGUUUUUUCUGCAAACACUGGUCCAUCCAUUGGAGGUGUUGUUGGAGAGGCCAUCAGUGAAAAUAGCAGCUUGGGAUACAAAUGGGUGUUCCUUAUCAACAUCAUCAUUGGUGCUGCCUUUUUUAUUGGCCUGAUGUUCGUUCCAGAAACCUUGCCGAGAAUUGUGAUUCCAGAAAGAAUGGCUGUUGAAGGUAAGGAUGUGCCGCCUGUUAUCAUCAGAGAGCUCAAAUACUUCUUCAACUCAUUGAUCGGCAAGGAGGAAGACUUCAUGAACGAAGUUACCGAUCCUAAAGAUCCAAACACCACCAUCGUGGUUGAAAAGGUUAGCGCAAUCAACGAGAUCAAGUUUGUGUUUAUCAUGGCCUUGAAAAUGAUGGUUACCGAGCCGAUUAUUAUCUUUCUGGGUCUGUUCAACGGUUUUGCCUAUGGCCUGCUAUUUUUGUAUCUGGAUGGUAUCUUCACCGUUUUCGUCUACAACAACAAUCUGUCAUACAUGGGAGCUGAGGUGACUUACCUGAACUUUGUUGUUGGUGCUGCGUGCGUUGUUUGUCUGGUUCCAAUCCAGACAUGGCUGUUCAGGCGUGACAGAAAGAAGAACGGCGGUGUUCCUCGACCAGAAGCCAGAUUCUUGAUUUCUCUGGUCACUGUUUGGGGAUUCCCAAUUUCGCUCUUUUGGUUUGCUUUCACUUGUGACGGAAGUGUCAACUAUUGGUCGCCUAUUGUCGCUGGGUUUGUGCUGGCCAUUGCCGAUCCAUUGUUGUGGCUCGCUAUGCUGAAUUAUAUCAUCGACAGUUACUCGGAGGCAGGAUUGAGCAACUCUGGUAUUGCUGCAUUCACCAUUCCUUCGUUCUCCAUUGCUGCUGCGUUGGCUCACGCUGGUAUCGCCAUGUUUGAGGAUAUGUCUGCACAAUGGGCUAUGGCUACUUUGGCGUUCAUUUCUCUGUUGGUGGUGGUGCUGGUCUACGUUUUCUACUUCUUUGGAGCUAGACUUAGAGCUGCCUCAAAACUCGCGAGAAUUAGUGGAGUCAGAGCUUCGAACUAG
Molecule: messenger RNA, 1170 nt
Organism: Ogataea angusta
Lineage: Eukaryota; Fungi; Ascomycota; Pichiomycetes; Pichiales; Pichiaceae
Exons: 1
Coding region: 1-1170 (389 amino acids)
Biological process (GO): transmembrane transport
Molecular function (GO): transmembrane transporter activity
Source: RefSeq, a predicted model, not a curated record